AGCGCGCGGCGCGUAUCACGUGGUGCGCGUGUCGAAGGUCACAGCGCGCUCACAAUGGAGCUCUCGGAGUCUGUGCAGAAGGGCUUCCAGAGGCUGGCCGAUCCCGGCUCCUUUGACUCCAACGCCUUCACGCUUCUCCUCCGGGCGGCUUUCCAGAGCCUGCUGGACGCCCAGGCGGACGAGGCCGUGUUAGAUCACCCAGACUUGAAACAUAUCGACCCAGUGGUUUUAAAACAUUGUCAUACAGCAGCUGCAACUUACAUACUGGAAGCAGGAAAGCAAAGAGCUGACAAAUCAACUCUAAGCACUUAUCUAGAAGACUGUAAAUUUGAUAGAGAGCGAAUAGAACUGUUUUGCACAGAAUAUCAGAAUAAUAAGGAUUCCCUAGAAAUCCUACUGGGAAGUAUAGGCAGAUCUCUCCCUCAUAUAACUGAUGUUUCUUGGCGUUUGGAAUAUCAGAUAAAGACCAAUCAACUUCAUAAGAUGUACAGACCUGCAUAUUUGGUGACCUUAAAUGUAGAGAAUACUGAUUCCCAAUCCUACCCAGAGAUUAGCUUUAGUUGCAACAUGGAACAAUUACAGCAUUAUAUACGUCUUUUAGGACUUAGUGGGGAAACUUAAAGAUGCUUCGAAAAGCCUGGAAAGAGCAACCCAAUUUUAACUUGGGGAAGUUAGCGACCGCCCGCGCCUGGAAGACCAGCACUCCUUGACGUCCCGUCGGCCGAACCGUCGUUUGUGUCCUGUUUUUAAUAGAAAAAAAUUUUUUUGGAUUUAUGCCACUCAUCAGUUUUGACACUUUUUUACUUACGAAAAAGUUUAGAGGGAAAGUCUGCCUACGUGUUUGAAUCGUUAGUAUUAACUGUACAUUGAUCCAUUUUGAUUUCUCAAGUCUUAAAAAAGGAAGUAGACAGUAUUUACAUUCUGAAUAAAUUCGUUCUCUCCAGAACUGAGCGUUUG
Myotis brandtii (Brandt's bat) is the source of this 957-nucleotide messenger RNA. RefSeq names its product COMM domain containing 3 (gene COMMD3). The coding region runs from base 55 to 621 and encodes 188 amino acids. The transcript has 8 exons. NCBI's taxonomy places the organism in Eukaryota, Metazoa, Chordata, Mammalia, Chiroptera, Vespertilionidae. Gene Ontology annotation, biological process: sodium ion transport. The record is from RefSeq and is a predicted model, not a curated record.